UGGCGCUUGUUUACAUUGGAAAAGUAUUGAAAUAAAAAUUAUAAUUAAAUAAUAAAAUUCGGUGUAAACGGCGCCUUAAAAACUCAGCGUGUCUUGAAACAAGUUCUGCUCCUUUCCGUUGCUCUCCGCUGCUUUAACGUGUCCUGUGUGAACGCCCCCCAUGUCACCUGAUUUGAUUAUAAUGGGAGCGUUCUGAUGUUGGCGCGUGUACAUGGUGGGGGUGUGAGUGAGUAAAGUUAUAGGCGGAAGCUGAAGUUGCGCUCGACUAGUACAAUCAUCGUUCGCUCGAUGUCAUUCAUGCGUUUGGGUGCGCUCGGACCCCUGCGCGCAAAGACCCCCGCGUACUCUCGACGCGUUUAUGAAGUUGCUCCGGUGUGCAUUCUAAAUCAAAUAUACCGAUGAGCUCUUUUUACGGCGAUAAGGCUGCGCUAGGGCUGACUGAGGAGCUGAGUCAAGUGAACUGUCAGGAUGAGCUUGAGUUUGACUACCUAUUUGAGUAUGGAUUCCCCACGGGACCUCAAGAUGAGCCAAGUAUCUCCACGCACAAAGACCUCAGCUCUCCUCCCAGCCUCUCCUAUCCUCUGGAGGAUACUCAACCUUACGGCAUCAAGCCUUGUACGUCCUCCUACACAGACGUCAGCACUGAAGGCCUUACGGGGUAUGAGCAACUGGAAGCAAAGAACUACCUGGAACACACCAGGCCCAGCAGCCAAGCCCUGAGCCCCAGAAUCGAGAUCACCCCUUCCCGUGAGCACUAUAAUCAUGGUCGAGACUCCCUCCAGAACCAUCUCGUAAACAACAGUCCCAGUCCUGGGCUCACUGUGCCUGGUCACGACCCUUUGGCCUACCGUGAGCCACAGUGCCUGAGUCCCGCCAGCAGUAACUCCUCCACAUCUUGGCACUCAGAAAACCUCUCGCCCUGGGCGUCGCCUUGUGUAUCGCCAAGCAAUAGCCAGGCAGCUGGGGAACUCUGCCCCAGACUCCAGGGGGUCCACACGGGUUCACCCCGUAACAGUCCGGGCACCUCCCCGCAUACCAGCCUGGCUGAAGACGGCUGCGUUGGCCCACGCUCUCCUUCCCCGAGGCCCGGUUCACGCUCCACCUCUCCUCUAUGCAAACGUACCUACGACAUGUACAGGAACCCCAACCUGGUGCCAGGGCCUCGUUCACGCAGCCCAUCGCCCCACAGUGGCCACGAAGAGCAUCAUGAUGGCCAUUACGGCUCGAACAACAUGCCUGCGGUCCAGAAUGGGUUUGGUGUCGGGCAAGCUAGUUCCAUUCCCACCAAGAUUGUGAAGCCCAAUCAGCAGGUGUACCCCAUCUACGCUGAGAACCACACUGAGAGCUAUUUUGUGUCCUGCGACCAGGAUAUAAAAGCCAAAUCUGCCCCUGAACCUUUCUUCGUAAUUCCCCCAAUCUGGCCUAAACAGUUGGUGCCUGGUAUAUGCAGCAUCCCGGUGACUUCCCUGCCCCUUCUGGAAUGGCCCUUACCAAGUCGCACUGAUCAAUAUGAGCUGCAUAUUGAGGCUCAGCCCAAACCUCACCACAGAGCUCACUAUGAGACAGAGGGCAGUCGAGGGGCGGUCAAAGCCCCAACCGGAGGCCACCCGGUGGUUCAGUUACGUGGAUACAGGGGCAAGGAGCCACUACCUCUGCAGAUAUUCAUUGGUACAGCAGACGAGCGAAUCCUGAAGCCUCACGCAUUCUACCAGGUCCAUCGCAUCACUGGCAAAACUGUCACCACCACCAGCUAUGAGAAGAUCAUUAACGGCACCAAAGUCCUGGAAAUUCCUCUGGAGCCAAAGAAUAACAUGAAAGCCAUAAUUGAUUGCGCUGGGAUUCUCAAGCUCCGGAAUGCUGACAUCGAGCUUCGGAAAGGAGAGACGGAUAUUGGUCGGAAAAACACUCGUGUUCGACUGGUAUUUCGCGUUCACAUCCCCCAGCAAGGAGGCCAACCUUUUUCUCUCCAAGUUGCUUCGCAUCCCAUUGAGUGUUCUCAGAGAUCAGCCCACGAGCUGCCCAUGGUGGAGAAACAGGACAUGAACUCUUGUUCAGUUCUUGGAGGUCAGCAGAUGAUACUCACCGGCCAGAACUUCAGCGCUGAUUCAAAAGUGAUCUUCACAGAGAAGACUCAUGAUGGCCAACAAAUUUGGGAAUUGGAAGCCACUGUUGACAAAGACAAAAGUCAAGCAAGCAUGCUGUUCAUUGAGGUACCUCCAUACAGAGACCCAUCCAUUUGCCAUCCUGCUAAAGUCAACUUCUAUGUAGUCAAUGGAAAACGGAAGCGUAGUCAACCUCAACAUUUCACCUACAUACCUCUACCAGUUCCAUCUAUAAAGACAGAGCCAGUGGAUGACUAUGAACCCAGUCAGAUGGGUUAUUCCAUGUCGCAGAUUCUCGGGGUGUCUUCUCAGGCAUACUAUAACCCUCGUGGUGUCAUCAACCCUGACAGUGGCCUGAUGCCUGGCCUCAUACCCUGCCAGGAGCCCCGCCUGGGCAUCUCCCCUCCAGACCACCGAUUUCAGCAGCAAAGCCCGACAAUAAUCUACUCCCGUCCGGGAAAGAGCUUGGCAAGCAGCCCCUCUAUUUACUCUCAGACAGGAGCCUCUAUGAUGCCAGAUUCUCAUCGGUCAGUUCUGGUGCACACAGGUUCUCCAGCCCAGUCUUCUCACCUGGGUGGCCAGCAUCCCUCAAUCAUCCAGUUCUCUCCAACCAACCAUCAUCUACUUAGAGGUGGAGACCCACCUGCCCCAACACCUCCAGAUCAUCAGCACAUCAUUUACUGUGAGGGCUAUAACCAGCAUGGGGCUCAAACCACAGGGGCAAACCGCUCUCCAGCACCAGCCCAGGCACCCCAGCAUCCUCAAAAUUACCCCACGGUCAUCCAACAGCAGCCCUUUGUCCAGAGAGUGGCCAAAGUCCAGUCACCUCCAGUGCAGGUAGAGCCUCAAAGAUGUUCCUCCGCAGAAGAACAGAGAGCCAGCGCUCCUGGACGAGUCACGGUCAAGCAGGAGAACUUGGACCAGGCGUAUCUUGAUGAUGUGAACGAGAUCAUAAGGAAGGAUCUGACAGGAGUGCAUGGCAGGGGUCAAACAUAGAGGAAAUGUCAAAUCAGGAGGCUUUCAGGACCUCUGGAGUGUCUGCUGUGCCUCGGUGUAUUGCAGAAAGCACCACACACAAAAUCAGCAAUGCUUCUGACUCGGUCAAAUAUCAAUGCUUAUCUCAGUGCCCUCUGGAUUCCUGAUGCAAACUGGAGCACAGACCACAUUUAACCAAACAUCCAUCACAGUCAGUUUGUUGAUGUGUAAAUGGUAUUGAAUUUCCAAACUAUUAUGACUUUUGAAACCUUUCCAAUGUUGAUCUCAUACGUCAGAGUUGUCAGAGACUUGAUCCUUCAUCAACAGUUUGGAUUGGACAGGUGGAGUAAAGUCAGUUAUUUCUUUCUUGUAGUCUUUUAUUCCAUUGCCUUUAGACUCACAUAAAUGACCUAAGAUUAGUGUAUUUGGAGCAAUAACCUCAUCAUCUAUGAGGCUAAAUCUAAACCUAAACCAUUGCUGUCUGUCAUAUUCUCCAAAACAAGCAGUUUGCAUAUACUUCCAAAGGGACAGUGGAUACUUAGACUGCACCACUGCUAAUGUUUGAUGUCAUUGCCUAAGAAUAGGUUCAUCUGUCGUUGUUUUUGUAGUCAAAAUUAUAUUUUAAAAUAAAAGCCUUAUAAUUAAUAUUAAAUAGAUAAAAGCACUGUUCUUGAAAGGAUUUCUUAAAAACAGAGUAUGCACUUCUUUUUAGUAAACUAUUUGCCUUGUGUAAAGUUGUGCAUCAAGAUUUUGUUUAUUUAUUUUGUUUUAAUUUUUUUGUGUGCAAUCUUAUCAUGUAGAUGGUGAGCAAUUACAGCCAAGAAAAGCCAAAGAAGUGACAUAAUCUUUUUUUUUAUGUAAAUAGAAACAUUUGAACAUGUGUCAUCAUAUGUGCCUUUGCUUUCAAAAUUCAGUAAUACUACCAAAACUGAACACAGAACCAGCAUGCCAAUAAUGAACUGAAAUACAUAAAUAUUGUGUUAAGCUUCACUAUAUUUAGAUUCUAUACUCUUUGCCUUACCAAUUUCAAGUUAAAUCUAUUUUCCAUAUGCACUCAAAUAAUAAUAACAAUAAUAAUUGUAAGAUUUGCACAUUCAAAUUUCAUAACAAAAGCCCAUCGAAUUGAACAUAUUAAUCUGAUUAGAAUUGUAAAAAUUAACAUUUUAAGUUGUAUUAAUUUAAUUUAAAAUGUACAUAAAUUACAAAAUUAUUUAUGUUGUGAAAUUAAAAUGUGUAAAUCUUACAAACAGACAAAAAUAUUUGUUGAGUGUGUGUACAAGGGCAAUAAACAAGAGUUAUUUUGGUUUUUAUUAUGUCCCAUAAAAUGUUUUUUAGAUCAGGUGCAUAACAUAACAGUCCUAUAUCAUCUUGUGCUAAUUGUUUUUUUUAACCAUAACAGCUUUGCUUUUAUGAUAUGCAUAAAUUGUAUGAGUGUGUGUGUGUGUGUGUGUGUGUAUAUAUAUUUUAUACAACAGACAAAAUAUAUAAGUUGGCUGUGUAUUUAUGAGUAGAUACACUCUGUAUGCCUUUACAGCUACAUACAAUGUGUUUUGUUAGUUUUUGCAUAUUGAAUGCACAUUGACAAAAAAAAAAGAAAAUGAAUUUAUGAAAGUAAACAAAUUUGAUAAUCUAAAAAGCAUCACCUUUAAAAUAAACUCUGUGUAGAAUGCAAUUGUUCCUGCCCACAUUUUAAAAAAUGCAUACGUAAUUACGCAGAGUAUAUUUUUAUAUGUCUUAUCAAUUUUGGCUGAAUAAUUAAGAGUGGCGCAAAUUAAUAAUUAAUCAUUUGUAAGUAUUAUCUCAAAUACACAUUGUAGAAAGAGUGAUGCUUUUGUUUCCAUGCAGCUAUUCUUUUAGAGAACAGUGGGCAUAAAAAAAAUAACAGUGAGAUUCACAAUGUAAACCUUUAUCUUUGCUGUAAAUAGAGUGCCUUAAAAGUGUAUAGAAUGUUUCUAUUUUGUUCUAUAGAAUCUUAUAAUAGUUGUAAUUGUUAGAGAAUAUUUAUAUGAACUGAAUCAGUUGUUCUCUUGCCAUUUAAUAUCAUCAAUUAUUAUAUUAUAAGCAAGCCUCUGGGAAUAUAUGAACUACCAAAGCAUUUGCUGCCUGUAGACAUUUUGCAUUGUUUAAUAUUAAUAUAAGUUUGUCAAUUCCAAAAGAGAGACCAAUUAUAUUUUUAUUUCUUAGCAUGUUUUUGUUUUGAGCAUGUCUACCCUAACAUGUCUAGACAUGUCCAUGUUGUUUUUCAAAUAAAGUGGGCCUAAUAGCUGAGGACUUGAGCAAUAAAACUGAAAGCUUUAAAGAGAUUAUUUCUGUUUUUGAGACUAUUUUUAUGAUACGCUGUAUUCUCUCACUGUUAGCUGCUCCCUCAUAUUCAAGACUUUCUCAAUGUAGAUUUUAUUUUUCAUAUACAAAUAUAAAGACAAUAAAUAGAAUAAGUCAACCUAUUACAAAGAUGGAUGAUGUUCAAUUAUAACAUAUAUAUAAAUUAUAACUUGCUUUAGGCUGC
Xyrauchen texanus (razorback sucker) is the source of this 5583-nucleotide messenger RNA. RefSeq names its product nuclear factor of activated T-cells, cytoplasmic 2-like. The transcript is spliced from 10 exons. Lineage: Eukaryota; Metazoa; Chordata; Actinopteri; Cypriniformes; Catostomidae. The record is from RefSeq and is a predicted model, not a curated record. Gene Ontology annotation, biological process: cytokine production; regulation of transcription by RNA polymerase II; calcineurin-NFAT signaling cascade. Bases 399 to 3098 code for a protein of 899 amino acids. Gene Ontology annotation, molecular function: transcription factor binding; DNA-binding transcription factor activity, RNA polymerase II-specific; RNA polymerase II cis-regulatory region sequence-specific DNA binding. Gene Ontology annotation, cellular component: transcription regulator complex.